Ixodes scapularis (black-legged tick) is the source of this 1465-nucleotide messenger RNA. RefSeq lists its product as uncharacterized. The coding region runs from base 26 to 1465 and encodes 479 amino acids. The transcript has 7 exons. The record is from RefSeq and is a predicted model, not a curated record. Lineage: Eukaryota; Metazoa; Arthropoda; Arachnida; Ixodida; Ixodidae.
GAGUCUCCAGGGCCAUGUCCUUGGCAUGGACAAGGAGAUGCAAAAGUCAAGCCCUAAUGUGGCCUAUAUAACGGACUCCUUGGCAAGGACGUUUCCCACACGGAGGUUGUGGGUCACAAGUCUUAACCCAAGUGUGGCGGAAAUCGUGGAAAAAUAUCCUGCUUUGAAGUGCGGCACCUUUCUCCAACAGGAGUUCACGGCAGCAACAGGCUGCACAAUAGAAGACAAGCUGCUGGAGGGGCUGUCCAACAGCAGCCUACGCAUCUUGGAGGCUGCCAGAAAGAAGAGGCACCUUGCCGCGUUCUUCGACGACCUCGACGGUCGUGCUGCAGGAGUGGACGCUGGUCCAGAAAAUGAUGUCUUGACCAUGGCUGCAUUGUACGUUUUGCCAUGCCUGGUGAAGGAAAGAAGUUUGACCUUUCUCCACCCAGAUGACCCAGCAGAACUUCCACCGUACCCGACGGUGGAUUAUGAGGGAGAUUUUUACCAGGCGGCGUCGUUCAUCGUUUCCGUCGAUGAACUGCGGAUUGAGGAAGCGACACUGUUGGGUGCCAUCAGUACAAUGAUGGCCAUGUACUGGGUAUUUAAUAUGGAGUUUUUACCAAAAUCGUCGAAGACGCUCCAGCUGCUGUCCCAUAUGGUACCCAGCACUCGUACUGAAUGGAAACAGAUCGCAGAGAAGUACGAAGAUCUCUGGCAGUUCCCUGACUGCGUUGGGGCGUUAGAUGGGAAACAUGUUGCCCCGAUGCCACCUCACGACUCCGGAGCUCAGUUCCGGAACUACAAGGGCUUUUUUAGCAUUGUGUUGAUGGCACUGGUGGAUGCGGACCUGAACUUCGUCUUUGUGGAUGUGGGCCGCAAUGGCCGAAUGAACGACAGUGGCAUCUGGGGUGCCUGCAAGCUCAAAGAGGCACUGGAGAAGGAGCCAACCAUCCUUCCUGAUGCUCAAGUGCUUCCACGAUCAACACAAGCAGCACCCUAUGUGAUUGUGGGGGAUGAAGGUUUUGGCCUGAAGCCUUACCUAAUGAGGCCACACCCUGCUGCAGAGCUCACUACAGAGAAGCGGUUGUUCAACUACAGGCUGUCACGUGCUCGACGCACAUCGGAGAACGCAUUUGGCGUGUUCGCCAAUCGAUGGCAGAUAUAUAGGUCUCCCUUGCGUCAUGAUCCCGAGCGAGCCACCGACAUUGUGCUGGCCACUGUGGCACUCCACAACUUUCUCCGGUCGAAAAGGACGACGCGACAGCUCUACACUCCUUCAGAGAGCUUGGAUGUCGAGGACAUCCUGACCGGGAAUGUGCGCAGUGGCUCAUGGAGACAGGGUGUGAGCCCAGCUGGAGCAAUGCGGCAGUUCCGGAGAGGUGGGAGAAACUGCAGUGACUAUGCCAAGGCAGUGCGGAACCUCUACACAAACUACUUCGUCAACGAGGGACAAGUGAGGUGGCAGUGGCAAAUGAUCACUUAA